GGCGGAAUGGAAAGCUUCCAGAGCCGCUCCAACUCUUGUCUCUGUGUUUCCAGCCUGAUGCAUGGACUACUGCUCCUCUAACAUCUCUCUCUUAAUCCACUGUCCCCUUGACAUGCUUCGCUUCUGGACUACAAGCUCAGCCAUCUGAAAGAGAGAGAGAAAGAGAAAAGAAAAGAGAAAAAAAAAACUAUUUCCUUUGGCUUUUUUCAAAAGAAAAAAAAAAUCUCUCCAAAGGACUCACUGAAGGAGGCGGCCGAAAUACAUUAAAGCGCGUCCAGUGCGCUUGCAUUGCUUGUUUGUGGGAGUUUUUUUGUUCACCGGGAGGAUAACUCUGUCAACAGUUGCCUUAUUUCAGAUCUCCAUGUAUACAGUGUGACAUGCGGAGGCUACUGCGACCGCGCUGCUGCUGCUGGUGGAUUCCGCCUCUGCUUUUCUCCUCGCUGGUGCUCCGCUGGGCACACUGUCAUCCCGCAUUGGCUGAGGGGAACAAAGCAGAGCAUCAUGACCGGCCAAUCGGUGACAGGCACCGCAGAGCGGCCGAAGAGUCCUACUGGGCUUACUCAGGGACGUACGGACCAGAAACAGGGUGGGCGGCAGCUUUUCCUGAGUGUCAGGAGAGAAACCAAUCGCCGAUUAAUAUAGCCGAUCAAGACACAAAGGUCUCGAUGGAAUACCAGGAACUCACACUGGACGGAUUUGAUGCAGAGUCAUCCAACAAGACAUCAAUGAAGAAUACAGGCAAAACUGUGGCAAUCCUGUUGAAGGAUGAUUAUUUUGUGAGAGGAGCUGGGCUACCGGGCCGCUUCAAAGCCGAGAAGGUGGAGUUCCACUGGGGCCAGAGCAAUGGUUCCGAUGGCUCGGAGCACAGCAUCAAUGGCAGGAGAUUCCCUGUGGAGAUGCAGAUCUUCAUGUAUAACUCAGACGACUUUGACAGUCUUAACACAGCCAUACGGGAGAAGCGAGUAAUUGCGGCCAUGGCUGUCUUCUUUCAGGUGGGGAUGAAGGACAAUCCUGCAGUAGAUCCGAUUAUUCAUGGACUAAGAGGAGUGGUUCAUCACGAGAAAGAGACAUUUCUAGAGCCCUUCGUGCUUAGAGACUUGUUGCCGUCCUCUAUCGGGAGCUACUACCGUUACAUUGGCUCUCUGACCACACCGCCCUGCAGUAAAGUGGUGGAGUGGAUCGUCUUCAGUCGCCCCGUGUUCCUCUCCUAUAAACAGCUGGAAGCGUUCUACUCCAUCUUCACCACAGAACAGCAGGAUCAUGUUAAAUCCGUGGAAUAUCUGCGUAACAACUUCCGCCCACUCCAGAGUCUGGACAACCGAGAGGUCUUCAAAUCCGCCGUCAAAGACGCUUGGCUGCCUGACUUGACUGACAGCCUGGGGAACCCGUACGGUACCGAGGCUUCCAAAGCAUGCAGCAGUGCCCCGAUCAACAUGAACGUCCAGCACAUGAACAAGACGGCGCUAGUCGUUCGAUGGUCCCGUCCGGAGAUCACCUACGAUCCGCCCAUCAUCAGCUACCUCAUUUCCUACAGCUGGACCAGAAACGAUGAGUCAUACGAGGAGACGUAUGUCAAAGGGAGUGAUCAGAAACUGGAGGCUGUCAUUACACCAGUGUCGCCGGAUGUGCUGUACCUGUUCCGCGUCCAGGCAGUGUGUUUGAAUGACAAGCGCAGUGACUUCAGCCAGAGCAUGCUCUUCAGAGCUAACACCACCAGGAUAUUUGAGGGCACAAGAAUAGUCAAAACUGGGAUGCCAACUGUGUCCCCAGCAUCCUCGGCAGACAUGGCUCCCAUCAGCUCCGGCUCCUCCACUUGGACGUCCUCCGGUCUUCCGUUCUCCUUCGUUUCAAUGGCAACCGGGAUCGGCCCCUCUUCCAGCGGCAGCCAAGCGACAGUGGCGUCUGUGGUGACCAGCACCCUCCUGGCGGGGUUGGGUUUCAGUGGUGGGGUCAUCUCCUCCUUCCCCAGCUCCGUCUGGCCCACCAGGCCUCCGCCCUCCACCCGGCAGGCCCCAGCCAAACCUAUGGUGACCACCACAGAACCAACCUCCUCACCGGCCUCCGACAGAGACACUACCGCAGCCGCAGAGAACGACGGAUCUGACGACAGAGGAGAUAAGGGAGGGAAGGGUGAGGAUGAGGACGGAGAAAAGAACGGAGAAGAGGAAGAGGAUGAGGAGAAAGGUGCUGAGAGUAAAGACGGCAGUGUUCCAGACGAUGUUGAAACGCAGACGAAUGGCUCCGCGACAAAAGAUCCACCCACAGCAGUGCCGGAUUCGACAGCGAAAGAGAAAGGAGGACACAGGAGGGCAGAAAACACCUCAGCGCCAUCUAGUGUCCCGGAGGAUCAUGUGGAGAAAAAGACACACGCAGUAAGGGAAGAGGAAGAGGAGACACAGGUGCUGGCGACCAGAGAUCCAAUGGGUGAUGAUAAUGUGACGGCAGUAAUAGAGACCCCAGACAGCACGGCUCACACCAGCAAACCCAGCAGAGGAGACCACAAACACAUGCCUCCUUUCUCUAUACUUACAGAGCGUACCGUAGUCUCCAGCAUGCACCCUGUGCCUGCUUCAGCCCGGAUGGAGUGGAUUAUUCCUCUGGUGGUGGUGUCGGCGCUCACCUUCCUCUGCCUCAUUCUGCUGCUGGCCGUCCUCGUUUACUGGAGGAGGUGUUUCCAAACGGCUCAUUUCUACGUCGAGGACAGUAAUUCGCCCAGAGUGGUGCCCAAUGAGAGCAUCCCGGUCAUCCCCAUCCCAGAUGAUAUGGAGGCCAUCCCUGUUAAACUGUUCAUCAAGCAUGUAUCAGAACUCUACUCCAACAACCAACACGGCUUCUCAGAAGGGUUUGAGGAAGUGCAGCGCUGCACAGCAGAUAUGAAGAUCACAUCAGAACACUCCAAUCACCCUGACAACAAGCACAAAAACAGAUACAUCAACAUCAUAGCCUAUGACCACAGUCGAGUGAAGCUCAGGCCUCUGGCAGGAAAAGACUCUAAACACAGUGACUACAUCAAUGCCAACUAUGUGGAUGGCUACAAUAAACCCAAGGCCUACAUUGCAGCUCAGGGUCCCCUCAAGUCCACAUUCGAGGACUUCUGGCGGAUGGUGUGGGAACAAAACACCUGCAUUAUAGUCAUGAUCACUAACCUGGUGGAGAAAGGCAGAAGAAAAUGCGACCAGUACUGGCCGACAGAGAAUAGUGAGGAAUACGGUAAUAUUGUGGUGACUCUGAAGAGAACCAAAGUAAUGGCGUGCUACACACUCCGCAUCUUCACUAUCAGAAACACCAAAGUAAGGAAGGGUCAGAAGGGUAACACUAAGGGCCGUCAGAGUGAAAGAACAGUUCUGCAGUAUCACUACACUCAGUGGCCGGAUAUGGGCGUCCCUGAAUACACGUUACCCGUGCUCACCUUCGUCAGGAAGUCCUCUGCCGCACAGACUCCAGAGAUGGGCCCCAUGCUUGUACACUGCAGUGCUGGCGUGGGCAGGACAGGAACUUACAUUGUGAUUGACAGCAUGCUGCAGCAGCUGAAGGAUAAAGGUUCAGUCAAUGUGCUGGGUUUCCUCAAACAUAUACGAACUCAGAGAAACUACCUGGUCCAAACGGAGGAGCAGUAUAUCUUCAUCCACGAUGCCUUGAUGGAAGCCAUUCUUGGGAAGGAAACAGAGGUGCCCUCCAGUCAGCUGCACAGUUACGUCAACAACAUCCUGACGCCGGGCCCAGGGGGCAAAACACGACUGGAAAAGCAGUUCAAGUUGGUGACUCAGUGCAAUGCAAGAUUUGUGGAGUGCUUCAGUGCUCAGAAAGAAUGCAACAAGGAGAAGAACCGCAACUCUUCUGUUGUCCCAUCGGAAAGAGCACGUGUUGGUCUCGCACCAUUGCCUGGGAUGAAAGGCACUGAUUACAUUAAUGCAUCUUAUAUAAUGGGCUACUACCGGAGCAAUGAGUUCAUCAUUACCCAGCAUCCCUUGCCUCACACCACUAAAGAUUUCUGGAGGAUGAUCUGGGACCAUAACGCUCAAAUCAUCGUCAUGUUACCAGACAACCAGGGCCUGGCGGAGGAUGAGUUUGUGUAUUGGCCGAGUCGAGAGGAAGCCAUGAACUGUGAGGCAUUUACAGUCACCCUUAUCAGUAAAGACAGACUCUGCCUCUCCAAUGAGGAGCAAAUCAUCAUUCAUGACUUCAUCCUGGAGGCCACACAGGAUGAUUAUGUUUUAGAAGUUCGUCAUUUUCAGUGCCCAAAAUGGCCAAACCCUGAUGCUCCCAUUAGCAGCACCUUUGAGCUCAUCAAUGUCAUUAAAGAAGAGGCCAUGACCAGAGAUGGACCCACUAUAGUGCAUGAUGAGUUUGGUGCAGUGUCUGCUGGGAUGUUAUGUGCUCUCACCACACUGUCACAGCAGCUGGAGAGUGAAGGAGCUGUGGGGGUCUACCAAGUGGCCAAGAUGAUCAACCUCAUGAGACCAGGAGUCUUUACCGACAUUGAACAGUACCAGUACCUUUACAAAGCUAUGCUCAGCCUGAUAAGCACUAAAGAGAACGGAUCCAGCCCCAUGUCCCUGGACAGAAACGGCAGCGUGGCCAUGUCUGAUGAAUCGGACCCGGCUGAAAGCAUGGAGUCCCUCGUCUAAAGCCCCCCUGAACAGGCACGAAGAGGCACUUAAUCUAACUUUGUAAAACUUCAAGGACUAAGACAGACUUUUUCUGAGGCCUUUUUUGCCAGAACUCUUGGUUAAAAGAAUAACCUGAUUACUUUUUUACACUGAUAAAAAGUUUUUGAUAUUUAUUUUUUCGCCAUUUUUUGUCUUAAUGUUAUCCUACUGAACAUUUGCACCGACGUUUUUGAGUUCACGACAAACAAAACCAGUUCUGUCUAGUUUGCACUAUGAAAACAUCAGUGUUACUGCCUACUCCACCAUCUAGACCACAGUCAGUCUCUCUCACUCACUUGAAUUCUCGCUGUCAAGCCCUUAUUUUGACAUCCCAUAAUAAAGCUGCUCUCCGAAGCUUUAGAGAUAUCCGCCACAAACGAAAAACGGUUUCCACGCACACCUCAGAUGCUGGAAAAAGAGAUUAUUCCCAUGUCCAACUUGCGAAGACCCACCACAAAACGUCAGAUUCACCGAUGAAAGACCAUAUGAACAAUAUGGAGUAUGUUAGUUUUGAUUUUUGUUCGCUUUUGAUCAUUUCGCGCACCCCAAAUAGUAUAUUUACUCAUUAUGCUUCUAGUUAAACCCAUAUUUACUUUCAAAAGGUGGUAUUAAAACAGCUACUGUGAACUUUUGUAUGAUUCAUAUUCUGCUUUUAAUAUAUAUCGUAUAUCAUGAUAACUUGUGCUUUUGUAAAUGUUAACUGUCUCUUCGAGCAGCCGUCACAGUCUCUGCUUUCGGUUGAAGGAUCCGCAGAGCCCAUGACUUCUCUAGCACCCCCUGCUGGUUUGAUUUCGCCAUUGCUUUAUGCUGCAAGCUGCUACUUUUGUCACUUGAGUGCAACUGAACGUGUAAUGACAUCACGCGACUCAUAGUGUAGGAGUUAAUUCUGUUAUUUGCCCACUUCAUUUUGUAAUUUUAUACUGCUCUACUUCGUCCUGGGUUUUUUUAAUAGUUCACUGACAUAAGCGUCCCAUAACUUUGAGAAUAAUGUAUACAAGUCUCUCGAUGCCUUCUGUACAGUCUCAUUUCACCUCGGCAAGUGUGUGUGUGUGUGUAUGUGUGUGAUAUAGGUGUGUGUUGUGUUUGGUAUUGACUGGUUUUACUAGAAACUUGUAGACUCAGCCCAAGCAUUUCUUCACUAAACUGACCUCUUUUAAUGUCUCUCAUUUCUUGUGAUUCUCAGACACUGCUAGGAAAUACAGUUACUGUAAUUUCAUAAACGGUUGUCUCAUGCCAUACAGCACAAAGGCCUUGCUAACAAAACAUUAGAAUCAGUCUUACCGCUUCAAAAACUGGGGACCCGUGAUUCAUAAAUUUUUACCAAAGACUACAACUGUCGUUCAUUUCAGUCAUGAAACGUGAAAACGUUUUCUUUUACUAUUUGGUAAAGCAGUUUUAAGAAGAAUGUUUUUGGUAGUGACUGGAAAAACAGUGUUGAAAAUGUCAAUGUUUUUGUUUUGUUUUG
This is a messenger RNA of Sinocyclocheilus grahami, 6114 nucleotides long. It is a transcript of the gene ptprga, whose product is annotated as protein tyrosine phosphatase receptor type Ga. Gene Ontology annotation, molecular function: protein tyrosine phosphatase activity; protein binding. Gene Ontology annotation, biological process: protein dephosphorylation. Bases 378 to 4628 code for a protein of 1416 amino acids. Lineage: Eukaryota; Metazoa; Chordata; Actinopteri; Cypriniformes; Cyprinidae. The record is from RefSeq and is a predicted model, not a curated record. The transcript is spliced from 29 exons.